Molecule: messenger RNA, 1463 nt
Organism: Corythoichthys intestinalis (scribbled pipefish)
Lineage: Eukaryota; Metazoa; Chordata; Actinopteri; Syngnathiformes; Syngnathidae
Product: acidic leucine-rich nuclear phosphoprotein 32 family member D-like
Exons: 7
Coding region: 114-860 (248 amino acids)
Biological process (GO): regulation of apoptotic process
Cellular component (GO): nucleus
Molecular function (GO): histone binding
Source: RefSeq, a predicted model, not a curated record
UUUCUAACAAAUACGACUUGACACUCAUCCGCUGUGUUUGGGACCUACGAGGAUCAGCGGAGAAACAACUAUUUCGAGCCAGAGACCCGAACUAAAGCCAAAAACCAGAGGAAAUGGACAUGAAAGAAAUGCUUUCGGUGGAGCUACGCCAACGGUCGCCGAAAGACGUCCAGGAACUGGUUCUGGACAACUGUCGAGCCAGCAACGGACGAAUUGAAGGCCUCACAGAAGAGUUCUGCAAUCUGGAGACGCUGAGCCUCAUCAACGUCCGCUUGACCACUUUAGAAGAUAUUCCCAAACUGGACAAAUUGAAAAAGUUGGAGCUGAGCGACAACAGGAUAUCAGGGGGUCUGGAAGUUCUGGCUGAGCGACUGAAGAACUUGACGCAUCUUCAUCUCAGCGGAAACAAGUUUAAAGACAUCAGCACGCUAGAACCACUGAAAAAUCUGCCUCAGCUGAAGAGUUUGGACCUUUUCAACUGCGAGGUGACCAACCUGUUCGACUACAGAGGGUCCAUUUUCAAGUUGCUCCCCAACCUCACCUACCUGGACGGCUUCGACAUAGACGAGAACUGCGAGGCGUCAGACUCCGAGGGCGAGGUGGAUGAUGAUGAAGGUUGCGACUCGGAAGACUUUGAGGAUGAAGAGGAGGACGACGAAGAAACAGUCGCGGCAGUAGAUGAUGACGAUGAAGAUGACGAUAGCGGCGACGAUGAGGACGGCGAUGUCGACAGUGAAGACGACUUGGAUGAUGAAGAUGAUGACGACGAGGAUGAGGACGCAGAAGACUGCUCGUCUCCGGCCGCCAAAGGAACGAAGAGGAAGAGGGACCCCGACGACAAAGAUGAAGAAGACGAUUAAUUCUCUCACCAACUUUACCGGCUGCAUUCCGUUUCUCCAACUGGUUACCCCUCACCUGAUGACACACGAUUUUUUUUGCGUGUUCUGUUUUUUUUCUUUAGUUCAAAUAACUGACAUUGAAACUUAAGUUGACUUUCCAAGUUGGAGGAGACGCGGCUCAGUUUUGUGUCCAUGUCGCCGUGUCGUCCCAAAGUUUCUCAGGAUUUCGUGCUCCGAGUAAAACCCAUCACAAGAAGAUUAAGGGAUGUUUGUCACGUAUCGCUAGAAUGCUCAUUUUUAUAUUUAGUCUGGUUAAAUAUGCAAUGCUAGAGAAGGUAAUUGCACCAAAACCACCCCAAGGAUGUCAUCAACCCCUCUGAGCGCUCAGGGUUAAAUUUUUCCUGUUUUUUUUUUUUCAAACCUUUGCCAACAUUUUUUUUUUUUUGAGAAAUGUUGAUUGUUCAGAGGGCUUUCUACCGUCUUCUCUACCCUACCCUCAGUCUUUGCCUUCACGUUUACACUGAUUAGUUUUUUUUACUUUCUGUAAGUUAAAGGAAAAACUUUAAACAAAAAAAAACACAAAAUACAAAAAUUAACGUUGUAAAUAAAAUCUUAACAUUUUGA